UCUGUCCUAAGAUUCUGUCGCAUCAUCAAUGGCCGUGAUCAGUCCAGCUACACGUCUCGCUCCGCCGCUAAACCGUCCUUUCAACCACCGAUCUUCACUCUCUUCCGCCUCCAAGAAACUCCUCUUCCUCAGAAACCCCACGCUGACUUCCCCCAUCGUCUCCGUCCGGUGCCAGAAACCUUUCUCCACGAAUCAUCAUCAGGCCUCUUCUGUUUCAUCUUCCAUCGAUUUCCUAACCUUGUGCCAUCGGCUCAAGACAACGAAGAGAAAAGGAUGGAUCAAUCAGGGGAUUAAUGGAGCUGAAUCAAUUGCUGAUCAUAUGUACCGUAUGUCUCUUAUGGCUCUCAUUGCUGCUGAUCUUAACGGUGUUGACAGAGAAAGGUGUAUCAAAAUGGCUAUUGUGCAUGACAUCGCUGAAGCUAUUGUUGGAGAUAUUACCCCAUCUGAUGGUGUGCCCAAGGAAGAAAAGAGUAGGAGGGAGAAAGCAGCUUUGAAGGAAAUGUGCAAAGUUCUGGGUGGAGGCCUGAGAGCUGAGGAGAUCACCGAACUUUGGCUGGAGUAUGAGAACAAUGCUUCUUUGGAGGCAAAUCUUGUAAAAGACUUUGAUAAGGUUGAGAUGAUUCUCCAGGCACUAGAAUAUGAAUCAGAACAUGGGAAAGUGCUCGACGAGUUUUUCAUAUCAACAGAAGGCAAGUUUCAAACCGAAAUCGGAAAGAGCUGGGCUGCUGAGAUCAACGCCAGGAGAAGAACCCAAUUGACAAACAGACAGAGAUAGCAAUCCAGUUAACAUUAUAGAUUCCAUCUCCCGCAACUAUCAACACUAGGAAUCUUCAGAGCAAACUUCAAAACUAAAGCAGGUUGCCUCUUGAACCAAUAGGUGCAAGCUUUCUGGUGAAUUUUUCAAUUUUGUUGUGCAACGAACACAAAAUUUUGACUUCCCUUUCAGUUGCUAGUUAAGUAACUUUUUAAGACCUGGUAAAAUAUGAAUCUAAAAAGUCAGAUAUACUUGUUGCUGAGAGAAGUGGAUCAGAGUUUAUUUUA
This is a messenger RNA of Eruca vesicaria subsp. sativa (arugula), 1041 nucleotides long. Lineage: Eukaryota; Viridiplantae; Streptophyta; Magnoliopsida; Brassicales; Brassicaceae. The record is from the annotation of a GenBank genome assembly.